Ixodes scapularis (black-legged tick) is the source of this 6430-nucleotide messenger RNA. RefSeq names its product sodium/hydrogen exchanger 7 (gene Nhe3). The coding region runs from base 319 to 2397 and encodes 692 amino acids. NCBI's taxonomy places the organism in Eukaryota, Metazoa, Arthropoda, Arachnida, Ixodida, Ixodidae. The transcript is spliced from 16 exons. Gene Ontology annotation, molecular function: sodium:proton antiporter activity. Gene Ontology annotation, biological process: sodium ion transport; regulation of pH; proton transmembrane transport. The record is from RefSeq and is a predicted model, not a curated record. Gene Ontology annotation, cellular component: membrane; recycling endosome.
UGGGCACAUCUGAUCAGCGAGCGAUUCAGCUUUCAGACAUGGGCGGUUGCGUAGGUAUCGCGGGGAAGCAUUCCAUUCGUCAUUGAUCCUGUCGUUCGGCGUCGUUAUCGGGCCAGUUCCUGCGGAAGGAUGAAGCCGGUGUUUCGGUGCAGCCACAGAGAACGAGACGCGCAAGACCCAAGCCUGCAAGUGACCCGGUAGACGAGGGCCUCCCCUCCACCACACAGGCCGGCAGAGCUCGAAACAUUCUUUCUGAUACGUAAAAAAAUUUUCGUCCGCCACCUCGCAAGAAAAAAAAAAAAAGAAAGGAACUCAAACAUGGCCGUCAACAUGGAGAAAGUCGGUGUGAUGUUCGCCGGUGCGAUUGUCUCCUUUCUAGCGAGUGUGUGUUGGGCCAGCGCGCCCAUGGACAUCAAAAUGGACGAAAAAGCGCGCAGCAUCCACAGGAUCGACACGGUCAACAUUCUCGUGUACACGUCUCUGCUCAUCCUGACCGUGUGUAUCAUUUGGCUCUUCAAACGUCGCCGGGCCCGCUUUCUCCACGAAACGGGGCUCGCAAUCAUAUUCGGGCUGAUUGUGGGCGCCAUCGUGCGCUACGCAAGCGACGAGACGGAGAUGUCGCACGUGCGGGUGCUUCCCGUGCGGGGGAGCAACUACAGCGACGCCUAUCCCCCGGACAAUGUCUUUGUGCUCCUGGAGAUCGCCAAGACGGACGCGAACCACAAGGAGAACAAGACGUACGCCUACAACUUUCAGGGGGAGGUCACCGACGUGGAGAGCAAGAAACUCAACCAGAAGGCAACGUUUGAUCCAGAGAUAUUUUUCAACAUCAUCCUACCUCCCAUCAUCUUCAAUGCAGGGUACAGUCUCAAAAGGAAAUUCUUCUUCAGAAAUUUGGGCACGAUCAUGACCUACGCUUUUGUGGGCACUACAAUCUCUUGCUUCGUUGUCGGGGUUAUUCUUUACUCAUUCUUGCUGCUCAUGCCCCACCUGGAGUUCACAUUCAAUAAUUGCCUGUACUUUGGUGCCAUCAUUUCUGCCACAGACCCUGUAACGGUCUUGGCCAUAUUCCAUGACCUUCACGUUGAUGUCAACCUGUAUGCCCUAGUCUUUGGAGAGAGCAUCUUAAACGAUGCAGUGGCCAUUGGCUUAGUGUCGGCAAUAUCAAGCUACGAAGAAAACAACAACGAAGGGAAGGAGUUUGAAGUGACCGCAGCCUUCAAAGCUUUCGGCAACUUCGUCUACAUUUUUCUGUGCUCCUUUAUAAUUGGGUCUCUCACCGGAUGUGUCACAGCUCUUAUGACCAAGUUCACGAAGCUUUGCGACUUUCCGCUGCUGGAGAGCUGCCUCUUCGUGCUCAUGUCAUACACCUCCUUUCUAAUUGCCGAGGCAUUAGAUCUGACGGGUAUUGUGGCCGUGUUGUUCUGCGGGAUCUGUCAAGCCCAUUACACCUACAACAACCUGUCGGUGGAGUCUCGGUUAAGAACGAAACAGCUGUUCGAGCUGUUAAAUUUCCUUGCGGAGAAUUUCAUCUUCAGUUAUAUUGGUGUGUCUAUGUUCACGUACAAGAAACACAGAUGGGAUGCUGGCUUCAUCCUAGUGGCCUUUCUAGCAAUAGCUGUUGGCAGAGCAGUGUACAUCUAUCCGCUAACGUUCCUGCUGAACUUGGGGAGGACAAACAAGAUCCCGAUAGCCUUUCAGCACGUGCUCUUCUUUUCAGGCCUACGCGGUGCCAUGGCCUUUGCUCUGGCAAUCCGAAACACUCUUUCGGAGCAGAGGCACCUUAUUCUCACGGCCACGUCCCUCAUCGCCAUUGUGACGGUGAUCGUGUGUGGUGGCUGCACCACGCAGCUCCUGGCAUGGCUGAGCAUUCCAGUGGGGAUUGAAGAGGAACACGAGAUGCUUCAAUUCACAGGAGUGCGGCCUGCCCAACAGGUGCAAACGCCACCAGAGUUAAGAAGCCCUCCACCGCAGCCCGAGAGCAAGACGCCGUACGAAAAGGCUUGGCUCGUACGCAAGUGGUACAACUUUGACGUCAAAUUCAUGAAGCCCCUGCUGACGCACAGCCGCCCCACGCUGCUCGACACGCUCCCCAAGUGCUGCCUCCCCGUGGCCCACGUGCUCACCUCGACGGAGCAGCUGAUGCAGGAGGACGCUCGGCCAAGGGACGAUGACUCAGACACUGACCUGUGCCUCGAUGAGAGCGACUUUCACUUGCCCGAGCGGAACAGCGCCUCCAUUCGGGGAUCCCUGUCCAGGGUAAACCCCGCUCUUGCUCCCCAGGUGUUUGUCAUUGAGAAACCCUCGCAGCGGUCCCCGCUCCCCGGGGGAGACCAGAACGGGACCCCGCUGACCCUCCCCUUCUCAUCGUCGUCCUCUCCCUUUGGGGACCUGUGACCACCGCUGGUCUGUGCCACAUCUUCUGGACCUAGAAGCCGUCACCCUAUCAGUAAAAGAAACCCGAGCUCUAAAAUGAGAGAUGGGCGGCAUUCACAAACGCGCCAUAUCUGUUCAAGCGGUUCGUCUUGCCUUUGGCCCAUCUUCUUUAGACUAGGGUUUCGUGUUUUCGGGCUUUCAUUUUUUUGUCCCGUAGAUUUGGGUUUUUUAGGUGUCUGUGUUCGUUUGCUUGCGUUCAGGGAGCAAUGUCUGCAUUUAGUGGGGCUCGUGUUAAAGGGAUACUACAACGAAAUUGCAACGCUUAUUUCUUGGUUUGUUCAUGUUCAAGGGAGGAGUACCGCUUCAGACACACCAGUCUGUUGUUAAAAAAGAACACGAAAAGGAAUUAUAAAGCAAAUGAAACAAUUGGCAAAGAGCACCUGGUGGAUGUCGCUAACGUCUCGUUUGUAAUGCCCUUCUAGGAACCUUGACAGGUAGUGACAAUGCCUGUUUCACCUCCGGCCACCACGAGAGGAGGGGAAGAAGGAACUCCCCUCUUACCAGGACACUCUUAUUGUGUGUCCCAGACGUUGCUAUUGUUUCUCAACAAGGUUAUAGAAGAUUAACCCGUCGCUCAAAAUUCUUACAAAAGCAGUUUUGGGGUUAGUUGUGGGUGGCCCGAUCACUGGCAUGCUUCGGCUGCUUAGGUGGCUGAAACAGCUAGGACAUCCUCUCAACGUCAGCCUCGCGGCAGCUUUGCUCGUCCCGAGAUAAUCUAUGUCACGAUUGCGGCGGAUGUCACAUGCUCUCCGCUGGCUGCUCUCCGAGCGCUCGCCAGAUUGGGCCAUUUUUUAACGAAAAAUACAGCCAUCCAGGCUCGAAAUACAAAACGUGUGAUUGUAAUUCGCAUCGUAUUCAGUCUAUUUCUGAACACGAUGGGUAUAUUUCAAAUUUUGUUGGAGUAUCCCUUUAAAGAGAAUGGGACACUUCUGCAGGAUUCCUCCACUUUCGGAAGCAUGCACGUGAUGCAAAUGCUUGGAAAAAGGUCACUGUACCAAUAAGAGAAGAAAACAAGAUUGCAGCUCCUAAAGAAAAAAGCAGCCUCGCAGAAAUUUCAGUGCGGGCUGUGUUUUGAGUCAAUGCAAAAAAAAGCUGUAGACAAAGAUUUCUUUCUGUGAAGCUGGAUUUUGCUUGUUCAAGGACAGUUUUCCUUUGGCGUUUUUCAGUUUUCACCAGAUCUUUAAUCCGACUCAGGGAUGACUUUUCCAAGUUUAUACGCAUCUACCGAAAACACGAUUCCUUUAUAUUGGGUAGUUUUAGGACCCUAGCUAAUUUAGCUAAGUGAGAGCUCCGGCGAUAUCACUUUGCAUUUUGCUGUGGCUGACAUUACUGGCUAGUAUUCCCAAAGAUGCACUUCACUGCUGACAAGACGGCAGCUUAGCUGCUGCAUACCCUGAACACUGAAGUCCGGUCCAGAAGAUUGUGACCAGUGCCUGUGAACUGUGAUUCUGUUUUUUUUUUGUUUUGUGUGUGUGUUUUUUUUACUUGUUCAAAGUGUUCCUUGGACUGUGCCGCACAAAUGUCUGUGCGUUUGUCCACUGUCUUUUUGAGUUGUCUGUGUCGCACAAAACUCGGGGCUUCCCCAUGUCUGGUCUCGGCACUUCCGUCGUGCGUUUUCUCGAUUGAGACCGGUGACCGUUGUGUCCUUUCUGUGGUGAAAUCUUGGCAGCAUGUCGAUCUGUAGAUAUCGGCACCUGCUGCAUUGUGGUUGAAGGAGGCGGGUCUUAGAGCGGAGGAGUUGCCGAGAACAAACGUCGUUGUGAUUGACAGGGUUUGUAGUAAAGUCCUAUUUUUCUUUACUGAGCCAGCAGCCCUGUGUGUUUGUUAUUUGGCUCUAACAUCAUGUAGCUUGAGCACCUCGGGCAAAAACUUGAAGCAGACAAAGCAAAAGUUUGAGAGAACUUGUUUGACUCGACUGGGAAUGGAUGUAUUUUUCUCAGCAUCUCGAGUGUGCAGAUAAUGUAAUGGUUUUCUCGACAUCUGACCCAUACCUGCCAACGUUGUUUGGCAGGCUCUAAUUUUAUUGAAAAAGAAUAGGGACAUUCAUUCUGCACUUUGUGCUCCCACGGUGCCUUUGGUGCAUGUGCACUCAUACAGCACAAACACUCUCCAAAGCUGUAUGCCCCUGUGGCUUUUGCAAUGUUGCAUGAAGGCAUUGGCACCAGGUGUCAAGAUGGCAGCUGUCGUCAGCACCAUGUGAACCAAACCAGUAGCUGGGUGAAUAAUUAUCAGUGUCCACGAUCAAGCAACAGUAUGUGUAACGUUCAGUGUCGGAAAAUGGAAAUCAAAGCUUUGCAAACUCAACAUAUUUUUAUAAAAUAACUGGAAUAUUCAGUAAAGCAAUCGUUGCAUGUUUUACAAGGCAGCCUACUGAACCGACAGCUUGCUGAAAACAUUUCGAGGCAGCAUUGUAUUUUUUCUACGAAAUUUAUUUCCUAUUCUGUGUUGGUUCGGGCUUUAUCUCAUCCUUUCGUGAAAGGCAUGCAAAACUUUCCGCAUAGUUUUUGAGUGAGCGUCUGUGCUAAAUGGGAUGGCGCCUAUGCACUGUGGAAUCGUCGGGACAUUUGGAGGGGUGCUUGAAAUGAACAGAUGCUGGCAUCUGGCUUUGUCAUAUUUUGGAUCAUCUGUAAACAUUCGCUUCUUGACCUUGGAGAUGCCUAGUUUUAAAGACGUCACCUAUUUAUUGCAACGGCAUGUGAACGGGCGGGAGGUUCUUUGCUUACGCUCUAUGUCAUCUUCACCGUGCAUGUAUUAGGUGGCAGCUUUUGGCUCUGCUUCAAGUUCUUAAAUGAAGAGUGCUUGCUGGCUUGUGAUUAGGGUGUUGCAGAGAUAGUUCACAUAUUUAAUUUCAAGAGGCAUUUCAAGAAACUCUCGUCUGAAUGGCGCUCGCACACAUUCUUGGUGACACCAAUAGGUUUUUUCUAUUUCCAUUGUAGAACACAUUUCUGUAUGUGUCUUUAUUGCCUUUGUUUUCUGUAGGUUGUUUCACACUAUUUUUGUAUUUAUUUUUUGUGUCCACUUCCACAGUCGUUUGGUUUUAAGCCUCCAAAUUGGUGGGGCUGCACUCACUAGAUAAUGCCAAACUAAUUCAUUGAGAACUGGUUAUAUAUUUACAUCUAAGUGUUGCAGCACAGCUAGAUUUCAUAUCAAUCUUGGAAAUCCCUACAGUUGGGGCAUGGGGUGUUUUAACAUUAAUUUAUUAUAGCAUUUCAAGAUUAACAGAAGGGACCAUGAAAUAUUGCAAACUUUGUUUAACUGUAGCGAAAAUAAGACUUGCUAUGCCACACAAGACAGAACAGGCAUCACUCAUGUUUCGUGUUUGUUUUUCUUGCUUCAUACUUGUCAAUGAAUGUUACGAGUAGCUUUGGCAAAUUUCCCUUUUAAAACCAAUUGAGUUUGGUUACUUUGUGCGUAAUUUCAGCAUUCUAAUAGAAGCUGGUAAAGCAUUAUUUGCACAGAAUUUUCUGUGUGCAUUUUUGCUUGUGCACUUAGGUGACUGCAUAACCUGCAAUGUUGCGCUGGUUUUCGUCCCAUUCAAAUAUGGCCAUCGGAUGUCUCUAGUGUGGUAUCCAUGCAACUCAUCCUUUUAGCAAAUAAUACCAAACCUUGCUCUCAUCUCUGGGAAUAAACUUAAAAAAAGUAGUGGAACUGUUGCUUGGUUUCUUUCUUGUAUGAGUAGCUGGAGAUAAUUGUCGAAGGAAAUCUCUAUCUCAGACUAACUCAAGAACAGACAUACUCGCUAGUCCUUCCUAAGGUAUUAGAGGCUCUCCAUGAGAUACCCUCACUCACGGGUAACAACAUACCCAUAAACACCCUAUUGUUUACUGCUUUUAAGAACAUGCUAACAUAUAUUGUUAUGUGACUGCAAGGCUUGUAAUAUGUACAUAUACUUCUUUUCUGUUUCAUCUUUUAGGGUGACAAACAAGAUUGCCUAGUUCCUUUAGAGAAAUAGUGAAGUGCAUCUAACAGACUAGCAGCUGGUGUGUGCAACCCU